Molecule: messenger RNA, 620 nt
Organism: Daphnia pulicaria
Lineage: Eukaryota; Metazoa; Arthropoda; Branchiopoda; Diplostraca; Daphniidae
Product: rhodanese domain-containing protein CG4456-like
Exons: 3
Coding region: 55-474 (139 amino acids)
Cellular component (GO): mitochondrion
Molecular function (GO): thiosulfate-cyanide sulfurtransferase activity
Source: RefSeq, a predicted model, not a curated record
AAACAAUUUCAAGUCAAAAAUUUCCAACUGCGGACGUGACUCUUCUUUAUCUGAAUGAACUACUUUUCGAAUUUAGUUCUUUUUGGAAUCGUGAUCGCUAUGGGUGCUGCCGGAGUCAAGGAAGUCAAUUUCGAAGAGCUUCGUGAUGGGUUAAGCAACGCUAGCCUAGUUUAUUUAGAUGUUCGCAAUAGAGACGAAAUUGUCAAUGACGGGAAAGUGGUUGGCAGUGUGGUGGUUCCAUUGCCGGAAUUAGAAGAGGCAUUCACCAAAGGAGAUGAAGCAUUUCUGACCAAAUAUGGUUUCUCCAAACCUGCUAAAGAUGCCACAAACAUAGUUGUGGGCUGCAGAUCUGGCCGUAGGGCUGUCUCAGCUAUUCAGACUCUUGAAAAAAUCGGAUACAACUCAUUGAUGAUCUACAAAGGAAGUUUCAAUGACUGGGUAGCUAAAGGUGGAGCCAUUACCAAAGGUCUUUAACCACAGUUGCUGUGCACCUGCCAAGGGAACAAUUUCUACUCUGCAAUUGCUGUCUAUUUUUUUAUUAUUAUGACUUUUUGGGUGACAGGUGAUAUCUUUUUUAUCCAUUAUUAUGCAUAUUACGCUCAACAGGUUUCCUUUUUUUU